Lodderomyces beijingensis is the source of this 621-nucleotide messenger RNA. The record is from the annotation of a GenBank genome assembly. Lineage: Eukaryota; Fungi; Ascomycota; Pichiomycetes; Serinales; Debaryomycetaceae.
AUGAGCGUACCUGCGACCUCGGAUGGUAAUGCAUCGAGUAACGGCACAGCAGCGGCCCAAGCGACGGCGACAAAUACAAACGCAGGCACAACUAUCUCGGCAUCGGCAUCGAUGUCGGGACUACAACAACAACCAUCAUCAACAGCAGCAGCAGAGAAAAAGGAAGCCAUCGUGCCACGAGACGUGCGUUUGCUCCACCUCAUCUUUGCCACCCAGGGAAUACAGAACUACCAGGACCACGUGCCGCUCCAGCUAAUGGAUUUCGCUCAUCGCUACACCAAGAGCAUAUUGAAAGAUGCGCUUAUAUAUAACGACCACGCCAGGCCUUCAGGAAGCAGCAGUAGCGGUGCGUCGACUGUUAACACAGACGAUAUCAGGCUAGCCAUUGCUGCCAGAAGUAACUACCAAUUCAAGCCUGUGCCACCAAAGGAAUUGAUGUUGGAAUUGGCCCAAGAGAGAAACUCAAGGCCCUUGCCGCCGGUGAUUCCCAGGUGGGGGUUGAACUUGCCGCCGGAGAAGUAUUGUCUUACGGCGAAGGAUUGGGAUAGUAUAUACGAUGAGCCUGAAGACGGCGUUCAAGAGGAGAGCGCAGGGCUCAAGAAGAAGGCGAGGGUCAAAUAG